This is a messenger RNA of Cricetulus griseus (Chinese hamster), 735 nucleotides long. Lineage: Eukaryota; Metazoa; Chordata; Mammalia; Rodentia; Cricetidae. The record is from RefSeq and is a predicted model, not a curated record.
AUGGAGACCAAAUUUGUGGUAAUCUGUCUCAAAACCCUUCUCCUCACAUACUCCUUUGCCUUUUGGGUCACUGGAGUGAUUCUGUUGGCUUUUGGAGUCUGGGGAAAACUUAACCUGGGUAUCUAUUUAUCUCUUAUUGCCAGGCACUACGCAGAUAUUCCCUCUGUGCUUAUUGUAACUGGCACCAUGAUUGUCAGUUUUGGUCUAUUUGGAUGUGUUGCUGCAUGCCUAGGUAACCCGUACAUGUUGAAGCUAUAUUCUUUGUUUCUGUCACUGAUUUUCCUGGUUGAGCUUCUUGUUAGCAUUUCAGGGCUUCUGUUUCAUCGUGGGAUCAAGGCAAGCUUCCUGAACAUUUACACCAAUGCAGUGCAAAAUUAUAAUGGCAAUGAUGACAAGAGCCAGGCUGUGGACCAGGUGCAGUAUAGCCUGAUCUGCUGUGGUGUGAAGAACUACACCGACUGGAAAACCAGCCCCUACUUCAUGGAUCAUGGGAUCCCUCGAAGUUGCUGUAAGGAUGAAAGCGAUUGUAACUCCCAGGAUCUACACAACCUGACUGUAGCUGCCACCAAGGUUAACCAGAGGGGCUGCUAUGGUCUGAUGAUGAGUUUCUUGGAGGCAAACAUGGGGACCAUCAUUGGAGUGCUCUUUGUAGUCACAUUCUCUCAGGUGAUUGGCCUGAGACUGUCCUGCUGUUUGUCCCGGUUCAUCGUGGCCCAUCAACGUGAGAUGGUAUGA